UCUUCUUCUUCGUCUCCUCCUUCUUCUGGUUCCCCUCCUUCUCUCUCAUCAACCUUUUCUCUCUCUACACGAUGUCAUUGCGAAGGUCGUUCCUAUCACGACGAACCAGCGGCCGAUCCAAUUCGCUUAAAGAAUUGAGAACACCAUCAAUACCGUCAGAAAUCAGCAUUGCUAAUGCUGCUUUUUGUGGAAACAACGACGUCUUUGGUGGACCGGACGGUGGGGAGAAUGGAGGAGGUUCUUGGUCUAAUAUGUUACCGGAGAUUCUAGGAGAGAUAAUCAAGAGAGUGGAAGCGAGCGAUGACCGGUGGCCUCUCCGACGAAACCUGGUCGCUUGUGGAUGCGUGUGUAAAAGGUGGAGAGAGGUUACGAGAGAGAUCGUAAAGCCUCCAGUUCGCGGUGGGAAGAUAACCUUCCCUUCUUGCCUUAAGCAGCCUGGCUCACGUGAUUCUCCAAUUCAAUGCGUUAUUAAAAGAAGCAAGAACUCAGUGUUUUACCUUUAUCUUGCUGCUAGCCCAUCAUCUACAAACAAGGGCAAGUUUCUCUUGGCAGCACGGAGAUAUAGACAUGGUGCUCAUACAGAGUACUUAAUUUCACUUGAUCCAGAUGAUUCAUCUCAAGGAAGCAAUGCGUAUGUUGGGAAAUUACGGUCAGAUUUUCUUGGCACUAAGUUCACAAUAUACGAUAGCCAGCCCCCACACAAUGGAGCAAAGCCCUCGAGCAGCAGAUCUGGGCGGCGUUUUGCAAGCAAACAAAUAAGCCCCCAAGUUCCGGCUGGAAAUUUUGAGAUUGGAGAGGUAUCAUACAAGUUCAACCUCUUGAAAUCAAGGGGUCCAAGAAGAAUGGUAUGUUCGUUAAGGUGCACAUCCACCGGAGAUAACCAACCCCAAGAAGAAGCGGUGUUAAGAAGGUCGGAAUCUGUUGGGUGUGGUCAAAGUCAAACGCUUUUGAGGAACAAAGCUCCAAGGUGGCAUGAACACUUGCAGUGUUGGUGCUUGAAUUUUCACGGUCGGGUGACUGUAGCAUCCGUGAAGAACUUUCAGUUAGUGGCGACACUGGAUCAAAGCCAGCCAGGAGGGAAAGGUGAUGGAGAAACGGUGCUGCUCCAGUUCGGAAAGGUUGGUGACGAUGUGUUCACCAUGGACUUCCGUCAGCCGUUGUCGGCCUUUCACGCAUUUGCCAUUUGCCUCACUAGUUUCGGAACAAAGCUUGCAUGCGAAUGAUGGGGAUGGGUGUUUCAUAUGGCAAAACUUUGAUCCCCAUCAGGCACACUCGAGAUCUUGAUGGCUCGAUGAUUGCAGUCUGACUCACUGUACUGCUCAACGGACAAAAAUCUUUGUUUUACGUAGAAAAACAAAAUCUAUCUGGAGAGGUGGCGGACUUUCACGGGUGGUGCUAACGUUUUUAGUUUGCGAGUAUAAGUAGCAUUUUUGCUUUAUCUAAAAGAAACUCGAAUCGUUUGUGUUAACAUUUGAUCAUCGUAUUCUUUUGUAUGUGAUUUGAUGGACAUUACAAGGGUUGUUUGGUAGGAACUUAAUGUGUUGUAUAAUGGAUAUAGCUUAUUUGUACAUCC
Molecule: messenger RNA, 1573 nt
Organism: Cynara cardunculus var. scolymus (artichoke)
Lineage: Eukaryota; Viridiplantae; Streptophyta; Magnoliopsida; Asterales; Asteraceae
Product: tubby-like F-box protein 7
Exons: 5
Coding region: 72-1223 (383 amino acids)
Molecular function (GO): protein binding
Source: RefSeq, a predicted model, not a curated record